AUGGCAAAAAUGGUGGUUAAACCGGAUGGCCUAAACGGUUUCGAGCUUCAAUCAGAAUCGGAUGCUAUUAUGGAUCGGCAUCGAUUGGAUUAUCAGCAGCGACUCCGUCUACCUAGGGCUCUGACCAGUCAUAUACUGCGAGAAGAUGCGCACAGGAAUGUCUACGUUUCGGGAUCAAUUGAAGUAGAAGUAAAGACAGCAGACGAUGCACUCCAAGUAUUCACCACAGGUCUGAAACGUCGGCGUAUCGGCCAAACAGCUUUGAAUAGUGAAUCCAGUCGAAGUCACUGCAUUUUCACGAUUCGGUUGGUUCGAACAGGCUAUGACGAGAAAUAUGAUGAGGCCAUUGAGGACAAAAAUCUUCUCGUGAUCAGUCAACUGUGUUUGGUCGAUUUGGCUGGUUCCGAGCGUGCUCAUCGUGCCGGUACUCAAGGUGAUCGAUUAAAGGAGGCAUCAAGUAUCAAUAGCUCUCUCAUGAAUUUGCGUAAAUGUAUUGAAAUGCUGCGAGAAAUCCAACGUACUGGACAAUGGGCUCAGGGCUUGGCCACACCUGGAGGCACUACUCGUGUGGUACCUUAUCGGGAUAAGCGACUUACCCAUCUGUUCAAAAAUUUCUUCGAGGGUAAUGGCCGCGUUGUCAUAUUGGUCUGCGUCCACCAGUCUGUCGAAGAUUAUGAUGAAACUAUGCAUGUGCUAAAAUUUGCGGAAAGCAGUCAGGAAGUUUCGACCUUCCGGACACCUGUUAUCCCCGCACAGUCUCCAGCACCGAAUAGCCAAAGGCGUCGAUAUGCGGAAGCUUAUCGGGAUUCUGGUAGAUCGACAGGGACGACCAAUACUACGACAUCACUGCCCACUCUAAUCGAUGAACAAAUUUCACAGUACUUGGCGGAGUUAGUCGAUUUCGAUGUACAGGUGGAUCGUUGCCUGGCUCGCCUACUUAAUGGUGUGGAGUGUAAUGGCCAAUCGACCGAUUCCGGUACAGAUGCCACGGAUGAUGCGGUGCUAUGGGCAUGCGAUCCGGAACAAGAUUCUGCCCCCGAGAACGAUCGCGUUGUUAAGGAUUUGAAUUGCCGUUUUUUGUCAAACAACAUGUCUCCUUGGAAAAUUGACACGGAACCGUUGCGUGCGUUACUAACUCAGCGGAUGGACGCACAUCAGAGGUGUUAUACAGCGUUUGAACACGAGCUGAAUGCUUUUCGCGAACACUUGGGUGAUUUGGUGAACACGGAGACGGGCAAAGUCACCGAAGACGCCAACUUGGUCAGCAUCCUUUCUCGACAAUGGGAAAAUCGUCUAGCUGAGCAACAACAAGGCGAAAAACAACAACCGAGUGCACGCGUCAAUAAGACACGUGCACACGAUGCUCUCGGCACUUUGGUUUCAUCGGCUUCCAGCUCAAGCGUUUCUCAGCGUCGUGCGGCUGCAUUCAAUCCACGGCAUCGUCGUUCGCGCUCUGUCGGCGGGGAUACCAGUCGUUGGUUGGAACAUCAAGAAACGAAAGCAGUGCCCCUAGGCACUGUGUUCACCCCGAAUUUAAAACGUCGUAAAUCCGUCACUCAGGUCGAAUUAAAGGAUACUUUGAAAGCGACGAAUUACCUACUCCAUCAUCAAGAAGCUGAUUCGGACGGAAAUAUAGAAACACGUCUGUUCAAGGGUUCCAUCAUUCCGACUGCAGGAGGAGGAUCGGCUGUGAUUUUUGAUGAUGUUGAAGAAUUAAAACAACGCUCCCCGAGUACCAAGCAACGAAACUCAUCCACUCCAAAACGCAAAUCGUCACGUUUGUCGGCCCAUCAACCGACAUCCGGUUCGUCUGGCGAGGACUCACCUCCCGUGACCAAGGGUCGCAAGAGCACAAAAAGACGUCGUUCCCCGUCUACUGCUGCCCGUGAAUCUGCUUCCUCUACAGGCACACAGUCCUCACAGAGCUCUGCACAGACCAAUUCAUCGUCCAACUACGAACCAUUCGACAUCCCUCCAAGCACACCGAGAAUGCCCAAUCAUAUGAAUCGUGCGUCACUACUACUCGAGGACAGCACUCGAAUCGGUAUUACCAGCAACGGGGGCAUGGGCUCAUUUGGGUCUGCCACUAAUCGAAAUGCACGCAAGUGA
This is a messenger RNA of Echinostoma caproni, 2109 nucleotides long. Lineage: Eukaryota; Metazoa; Platyhelminthes; Trematoda; Plagiorchiida; Echinostomatidae. The record is from the annotation of a GenBank genome assembly.